AUGGUACCUAUCCGAACGGUGCAAAGGAUAUGGAAACAGGCUAAAGACACUUCAAAUGAUGAAGAAGUCAAUGUAUCACACAAAAAAACCGGACGCUGUGGUCGUAAGAAAAUCCAACUUGAUUUGAAUCAAGUUAUGGAAAUUCCGUUGCGCAAGAGAACGUCACUACGGUCGCUUUCAAUGGGUUUGGGCAUUGCUACUUCGACAUUACAUAAACGUGUCAAGGAAGGUACGAUUCGACGUCAUACUAAUGCUAUCAAACCAGGUUUAACGGAUGAGAAUAUGAGAGCUAGAUUGAAGUUUUGUUUGUCGAUGUUGGAAAAGGACUCUCUGGUUCAUGAACCAAAAUUCGUUGAUAUGUACAAUAUUGUACAUAUCGACGAAAAAUGGUUUUACAUGACAAAGCAAACAGAGAAGUAUUAUUUACUUCCAGAGGAAGAGGUGCCUCAUCGAACUUGUCAAAGUAAGAACUUCAUUACGAAAGUUAUGUUUUUAGCGGCGAUGGCUCGGCCGAGAUUUGAUGAUGAAGGGAAUGAGACAUUUUCUGGAAAAAUAGGAGUAUUUCCUUUUGUCACCCUCCAACCAGCUCAAAGACGAAGUAAGAACAGAGAUGCCGGAACUUUGGAGCUAAAAGCAUUAACCUCCGUCAAAAGAAAAGAUAUAAAAGCGUAUUUGAUUGAAAAGAUUAUUCCGGUAAUCCAUGAACGAUGGCCAAUUGAAGAUCGGGGGAACACUAUAUUCAUUCAACAAGACAACGCACGGACACACGUUGAGUGCGAUGACAAAGAGUUUCAAGAAGCUGCGUCUAAAAACGGUUUUGAUAUACGUCUAAUGUGCCAGCCUCCAAAAUCACCCGAUCUAAACAUUUUAGAUCUUGGUUUUUUCAGUGCGAUCCAAUCACUACAAUACCAAGCAUGUCCGACUACCGUAGAAGAUCUUGUGCAUGCCGUGGAAGAUUCUUAUGAUGAAUACUCUUCCGCGAAGGUAAAUUAUAUUUUUUUGACUCUUCAGACAUGCAUGAAAGAGAUCAUGAAAGUUGGAGGGAAAAAUAACUAUCAAAUUCCACAUAUGAAAAAAGCUGCGCUCGAUAGAGAAGGUCGCCUUCCUCUUCAAAUAAGCUGUGAUGUUUCACUAGUCCAAAGUGUAAUGGAUACACUAGCUUCAUCUUCAUGA
Messenger RNA from Brassica rapa (field mustard), 1173 nucleotides. RefSeq lists its product as uncharacterized. Lineage: Eukaryota; Viridiplantae; Streptophyta; Magnoliopsida; Brassicales; Brassicaceae. Gene Ontology annotation, molecular function: nucleic acid binding. The record is from RefSeq and is a predicted model, not a curated record.